This is a messenger RNA of Cyclopterus lumpus (lumpfish), 2223 nucleotides long. RefSeq names its product lymphocyte-specific protein 1-like. Gene Ontology annotation, biological process: signal transduction. NCBI's taxonomy places the organism in Eukaryota, Metazoa, Chordata, Actinopteri, Perciformes, Cyclopteridae. The transcript has 14 exons. Gene Ontology annotation, molecular function: actin binding. Bases 256 to 1938 code for a protein of 560 amino acids. The record is from RefSeq and is a predicted model, not a curated record.
CCAUCCCCUCGGGCGAGUCACAUGACCCCCGUUAGGGUGAGAGAAAGAGGGGGGGGCAGAACGCCUCAAUGAAAACCACAUGGAGGGAGGAGAGAGCUGCAACCAGAGAGAGAGAGAGACGAAGAAGAAGAAGAACAAGAGAGCAGCUGUAGGAAAGGUCUAAGCCUCCAGGACCAGGACCCAGGUCACACCCAAGACCAGAUCCUGCACGCAGACCAGAGUCGGGACCACAGACCAGGAGCAGCCUAGUCCACCAUGUCUGAGUCCAUCAGAAGGAAAAGCUCCAGCAGGCAGCUCCUGCAGAACCUCAUCAGCGUGACGGCCCAGCGGAGCCAGGAGGACGCCGAGGAGGUGGAGCGGGAGCAAAGGAGGAGAGCCAGGGAGACGCAGAGGGGAGAGGGGAGCCCCUCCUGGCCGGGGCCCCCCCGACGCAACCAGCUGCCGCGCAACGAGCUGGCGCGCAACGCGGCGCUGGACGAGGAGCUGAAGCCCCGGUGCUGCCUGGUUCUGGAGGAGGACGAGGGCUUCAGCGACUGGAGCCACAGGUUGGAGAAUCGCAGUGAGCAGGAGGUGCAGCAGGACUGCAGGGCCGGCCUGCAGAGACCUUCAACACACCGGCGGAAACCACGGCCUGAAGAGGAGAAACGGCAGGAGGGUGAAGAGAAGGAGAAGGAGAAGGAGGAGGAGGAGGAGGAGGAGGGAUGUCGGUCACAGGAAGCUUCAACGAGACCUCCAGAGAAGGUGUCCAUCGACGGAAAGGAAGUCAAGAUGUCAUACAGCUCAACGGUCUUCCUGUCACAUGACGCCCGGCCGCUGCACGCCGUGGGCCAACCAGCAGACAGGACGUCCUACCUGGUGGCGGGGACCAUGAGGCCGCGCGGUGGGGCCUGCAGGGUGGAUGGGGCGCAGCAGGAGGCGCAGCAGGAGAUGCAGCAGGAGAUGCAGCAAGAGGUGCAGCAGGAGGCGCAGCAAGAGGUGCAGCAGGAGGCGCAGCAAGAGGUGCAGCAGGAGGCGCAGCAGGAUGUGCAGCAGGAGGCGCAGCAGGAUGUGCAGCAGGAGAUGCAGCAGGAGGUGCAGCAGGAGGCGCAGCAAGAGGUGCAGCAGGAGGUGCAGCAGGAGGCGCAGCAGGAGGUGCAGCAGGAGGUGCAGGCUGCUCUGCAAAGGGAGUCAGAUGAAGCUCACCCCAGAGAUGAAGAUGAUCAGGAGGAAGAAGAACUGAGCUUCACACAUGAAGAGGAGGAAGACCUCCAUCUCACAAGGGAGGAGGAGCACAGGGAGGAGGAGGAGCCCAGGAUGCCAGAUAAGAGCUCGACGGAGAGCGGCGGCCGGAGGAGGAGUCAGGAGGUGAGGCGAGGAGAAGGGGAGGAGCCGGUGAACUACGGCCCCAUGAGCCCCACAUUCAAGAAACUCCUGGUUCAGUUCUACCCGGAGGAAGUGAACCACCGAGUCUCUACGGACGCCAAGUGCUCGAUCAUCGAGAGAACCGAGUCCCUGAGGAGGAGCAGCGGUAACGUGAAGAAGACGCUGACGCCUGUUGCCGUUUCCAAGAUUGACAAGAAGCUGGAGCUGUACGCGCACGCCCUGCAGGCCUCCACGCAGGAAGGCAGGUCGGGGGGUCAGGCGCUGACGGACCUGACGAGUCCCACCGAGCCCGUCUCCUCCAAGAGGAGCCUGUUCGAGGUCGGAGAGGCCCGGAGCCCGAACGCCGUCACGCCGCCUAAGGAUGCAGAUGGUUUAAAAGUGGGCGUGGCUAAUCUCAUCAACCAAUGGGUGAAAGGAGGUGAUGACGGGAGCAGGUGCAGCUCGCCCUCCAGACCAGCGGAGAACUCGUCUGGUAAAAGAUACAAGUUUGUGGUGACGGGACACGGAAAGUACGAGAAGGUUUCUGUGGACUGGGACGACUGCUCGUCAGCUGGACAGUUCUACGAAGACUUGUGAAACACGCGCUGGACUUUGAAGACUUUUGGAUGAUGGAAACGUUGAUCCUGCACAAAGCUUCACCGCUAUCACUUCAUUCAGUGUCUGUUGUUCAAGCCACACGUUGGAAAUGUACUCAAAUCCUGUUGUAAUGACACUUCUCGUGAAACAUAUCACUUUACAAAAGGUAGUCAAGCAAAUAGUCUUUUGUUUUUCUCCCUUUUAUCUUCUCAAUAAUAAUCUGAGCAUUAGUAUUUCUUAAAAUGAAAUAACUUCAAUUAAACACAUUCUUGAUGUUCAAGUCCU